AUGGGUGCUUCAGGAAAAUGGUUCAAGUCAUUUCUUUCUCAUAAAAAAAUCUCAUCUUCAACCACAACAACCGAUCAAGAGAAGAAGAUUAAUGGUGAUAACAAGAGUGUUACUAGUAAGAAGAAAUGGAAGCUAUGGAAGUCAUCUUCAGAAGGAUCUUCUUCAAGCAUGAAGAAGGGUGGUUGUAGCACUUCGCUUACUGCUGCUGCGGUUGCUGUGGUGGUUCGAGCUCAACCUAAGGAUUUUAACCUCAUCAGGCAGGAAUGGGCGGCUAUUCGAAUUCAGGCUCUUUUUCGAGCUUUCUUGGCUAGAAGAGCUUUGAGGGCAUUGAGGGCAGUGGUGAGGCUGCAAGCUAUAUUUAGAGGCAGGCAAGUGCGAAAACAAGCCGCGGUUACUCUAAGGUGCAUGCAGGCUCUUGUUAGAGUUCAAGCUCGGGUAAGGGCUAGGAAUGUUAGGAAAUCUCCAGAAGGCAAAGCAGUUCAGCAGUUGUUAGACGAACAUCGCAACCAAGCCGAUUCUGUUAAAUUUGUAGAGCAAGGAUGGUGUGAAAUUCCUGGUACUGCAGAUGAAGUUAAAGCAAAGCUAAGGCUGAGGCAAGAAGGAGCUAUCAAGAGGGAUAGAGCAAUGGCGUACUCUCUAUCGGCGCAGUCAAGAAUGAGUGCUAGUCCAAACUCAAAAUCAAUGACUCCUCUCAAGCAUCAUCACAACCGUGACAACAAGAGCCUAGGAAACGGUUUAUUAGAACGCUGGAUGGCAAACAAGCCAUGGGAGAGUCCAAUGUCAAUCAGGAAGAGUGAAGAAAUUGUUCCUACUUUUCAAACAAGAAGAAAUGGUAUGACAACUAGGAUUUCAGCUCUCAAAAUCUGUCAGCAAACUCCAUCAUCUUCCACCAUAAGCUCCGAAUACAUGAAUGACGAUAGCGUUAUAUCAUCUUCAUGUACAUCUGGAUCUCCAUCUAUUAUGCCAUUCAGCAAUAAUACUGUUAAAGUGGAAGUAACAGAAGAAAAACAUGUACCAAGCUACAUGAGUUUGACAGAAUCAACUAAGGCUAAACUCAAAGCUUACAGGAGUUCUUCGCAGAAUUCUAAGAGAAUCACAAUGGACGAUUGUCUGUCUCAUAACACAAAUUCAACCUUUCUGAAUGGAUAUAAUAGUAUAAGCAGUUCUGGUUCCGACCCUUCAGUUAAUAUAUGGAAGGAUCGUUGUGCAACACCUCUACGAGCAAGUUAUUAUCAAAAACGAUACGGCAGGAGAUAG
This is a messenger RNA of Vicia faba (fava bean), 1257 nucleotides long. The record is from the annotation of a GenBank genome assembly. NCBI's taxonomy places the organism in Eukaryota, Viridiplantae, Streptophyta, Magnoliopsida, Fabales, Fabaceae.